Molecule: messenger RNA, 591 nt
Organism: Paramormyrops kingsleyae
Lineage: Eukaryota; Metazoa; Chordata; Actinopteri; Osteoglossiformes; Mormyridae
Gene: cryba4
Product: crystallin, beta A4
Biological process (GO): lens development in camera-type eye; visual perception
Molecular function (GO): structural constituent of eye lens
Source: RefSeq, a predicted model, not a curated record
AUGAAUCACCAAUGCACCAAGUUCACUGGCCACUGGAAGAUCAUCAUCUUUGACGAGGAGUGCUUUCAGGGCCGUCGUCAUGAGUUCACCGCCGAGUGCUGCAACGUCAUGGAUUUCAGUUUUGAGACCGUGCGCUCCAUGAGGGUGGAGAGCGGAGCGUGGGUGGGCUAUGAACAUGCAGCCUAUCAGGGCCACCAGUUUAUUCUGGAGCGUGGAGACUACCCCCAAUGUAAUGCCUGGGCGGGCAGCAACGCCUACCCCAUCGGGCGCCUGACGUCUUUCAGACCAAUCUCCUGUGUGAACCACAGGGAGUGUCGCAUGUCCAUCUACGAGAAGGAGAACUUCCUGGGUCGGAGGGGGGAGGUCACUGAUGACUACCCUUCCCUCCAGGCCAUGGGCUGGUGCAACAAUGAAGUUGGAUCCUUCCGUGUCCACUCUGGAGCAUUUGUGUGCUUCCAGUACCCCGGGUACCGUGGCUACCAGUACAUUGUGGAGUGUGACCGUCACUGCGGAGAGUACAAACACUUCAGGGAGUUCGGUUACCAUUCACAGACGCCCCAGAUCCAGUCUAUCCGCCGAGUCCAGCAGUAA